Molecule: messenger RNA, 5286 nt
Organism: Octopus bimaculoides (California two-spot octopus)
Lineage: Eukaryota; Metazoa; Mollusca; Cephalopoda; Octopoda; Octopodidae
Product: alpha-L-fucosidase
Biological process (GO): glycoside catabolic process; fucose metabolic process
Cellular component (GO): lysosome
Molecular function (GO): alpha-L-fucosidase activity
Source: RefSeq, a predicted model, not a curated record
CACGUUGAGAACAUUAGCAGUUGUAAACAAUACCAGACGUUGAGAACAUUAGCAGCUGUAUCAACAGCAGCAGUAGUCAAACGUUUGUUUUUCUUUCUUUUAUAGUUUAAUAAUCACUCACGCGGAAAUAUAAACCUAGGUUUUGAAUGCAAGCCACGACAAAGAUGGCUUCGGAGUUAAAUGUGUCUGUUUGGAGGCCGUCAUCGAUAUUAUUCUUAGUUCUUAUAUUGUCUCUAACAAGUUUAUCCUGGGACGUUGCAGCAUUUCGGACCAGCGACUCUAGUGGUCCAUACACACCCGAUUGGCAAUCUCUUGACACACGUCCCAUACCAAAAUGGUAUGACGAGGCCAAAAUCGGCAUCUUCCUACAUUGGGGUGUGUUUUCUGUGCCCAGCUUUCGCUCUGCUUGGUUCUGGUGGUACCUUGUAGCGGAACAGAGUCCUGCCUAUGUGAAAUUUAUGAAGGACAAUUACAGGCCAGGUUUCACCUACCAGGAUUUUGCUCCGAUGUUCACCACAGAGUUUUACGACCCAAACCAGUGGGCAGAAAUAUUUACUAAAUCCGGUGCCAGGUACAUUGUUCUAACAAGCAAACACCAUGAAGGGUACACCAACUGGCCAUCUAAAUACUCUUGGAAUUGGAACUCAAAAGCUGUGGGGCCAAAACGAGACCUUGUUGGUGAACUUGCAGCUGCCAUCAAGAAGACUCCGAUCCAUUUUGGUCUGUACCAUUCUCUCUUUGAAUGGUUCCACCCCAUUUAUCUACAAGACAAAGCCAACAAUUUUACAACCCAAAGGUUUGUUAGGGAGAAAACUAUGCCUGAGUUGUAUGAACUGGUUAUGAAUUACAAACCUGAUGUAAUUUGGUCAGAUGGUGAUUGGGAAGCAACAGAUAAAUACUGGAAUUCGACAGAGUUUAUUGCAUGGCUCUAUAAUGACAGUCCAGUGAAAGACACUGUUGUGGUUAAUGACCGAUGGGGAGCUGGAAUUUCUUGUCACCAUGGAGACUUUUACACUUGCAAAGAUAGAUAUAACCCUGGUAAACUGAUAACUCACAAAUGGGAGAAUGCCAUGACUAUUGAUAAAGAUGCCUGGGUUUUCCGACGCAAUGCUCACUAUGCCGACUUUUAUACCAUCGAAGGGCUGAUAUCUCUGCUGGUUGAGACUGUCAGCUGUGGAGGAAAUCUUCUAAUGAACGUUGGACCCACCCACGAUGGACGUAUUGCUCCAAUUUUUGAAGAACGAUUGAUCCAAGUUGGUCAAUGGCUCAAAGUCAAUGGAGAGGCCAUCUAUGCCAGCAAACCUUGGACCCACCAGAACGACACAUAUACAAAGAAAGUUUGGUAUACCAGUAAAAUGGAAAACAACACAAAAGUUGUGUAUGCUACUAUGUUGUUUUGGCCAACUACUAAUAUUAUCAUCCUUGGAGCUGUAAAAAUAACGUCAAGAACAGAUGUCUACAUGCUUGGUUAUCCAAAACCAAUUGGAUACAUUUACUUUCCUUCAAUUGGGCUUAAAAUUAUCCUCCCAAACAUCCCUGCAUCACGCUUACCCUGUGACUGGGCGUGGGUGUUUAAAAUUACAAACCUUGAUGAAUAAACUUGCUCUCUCUUUCUAUCUCUCUUUUGCAUCUAUCUGUUUCUCUUUUCUCUCUCUCUCUUUAUCUAUCUAUCUAUCUGUCUGUCUGUCUACGCAUUUAUACAAAGACAAAUGGAUAUUUGUAUGUAUAUAUAACACACACACACACACAUAUAUAUAUGUAUGUAUGUAUGUAUAUGUAUUAAUUGACAUGUACAGUAUUAUAUAUCCAUUACAGACAAUCUAACUAAUUUGUUUCACAUUGGGGUUCGAUGGGGUGUUAGAUAACAGCUCAAUUAUUUAACCCUACACUCUUCAGAGAUGGCAGUUAUAGAAGAAAAUAUGGUGACUGCUCUCUGUUGUUUGAGGUGAGAAGCAUUAAAACUCACAUGGGUAAGAAUUUCCUUAGCUUAGCAGACAAACACUUCCCUGAUACAAAUAGGUUCAGUGAAAUAUUAAAUAGGCACACCCUGAGGGCUUCUUUUGGUUGUGCACCUAAUGUAAAAAAGAUAUUAGUUGGUAGGCCCACACCUGAGACAGAGACAGGAUGCUCAUGUAGGAGUACCACAUGUCCACUGUAAUAUAGAAACCAUUAUGGCAGAGGUAACAGCAAUUGGACUAAAUGGGGAGCCAAAUGUGCUAAAGUAUGUGGGUGUAACUGAAGAGCCUUUCAGAACCUGAUACAACAACCACAAGUCCUAUUUCAACAUCCUGGAGAGACAAAGCAUCACAACCCUGGGCAAGUACAUGUGCAAGUUGAAGGAGAGUGCCAUAGAAUACAACAUAAAGUGGAGAGUUUACUUCAAUAGGAGCAGGAAGUGCAGAUUAUGUCUAACUGAGAAAAGAGCUGUAUUAAAGAACUCUCAGCACUCAGGCAUCUAUUUGAAUAGCAGAUAUGAAAUUUUUAAUCCAUGCCCACAUGAAAGGAAGUACAUUCUAGCAUACCUACAUGCCCCAUUGUGACUAUAGUCACCAAUUCCCCAAAUUCAUCUGGGAAUCCACCAAUGGGUUUGACCCAAACAUACACGAAAGCACCCUAACAUGGUGGUCAUCCACCUUAUUGAUCCCUUUUUCCACCCAAUAUAAGUCUCCACAUAUAUAGUACUGCUGCACACACUCCAUAUCUACACAAAUACUCCAAAGAAUUUAAUGAAAACAUAAGCAAAACACACAGAUGCUUAUGCAGCCUUUGGGUACCCCAAUAGUCUGAUAGUCAAGGCAUUUUAACUAACAGGUUUAAACUAUAAAAAGGAGUUUUUAAUGUAGUGUGAACAUUUUACCCAAAUUUCAUUGCAUUUACUAAUGACAUAACCAGACCAUUUUAGGGUUUCCAAUAAUUCAGCGCAACAAAAUCUACACGUAUAUCUAACGCGCACACAUUUUAAUAGAGAUAUAUAUAGAAAUAUAUAUUUCUCUCUUUUCUUUUUUUGCUUUUGCAUAUAUACUUAAAGGCUUUUGCUCAUUUUAAGUCACUGAAGUGUGGUCAUGCUGGGGCACCACCUUUAAUGAUUUUAAUCAAUCGUACUGAAUAUUUUUUUUAUUUUGAUACUUAUUUCAUUCAUCUGUAUUUGACAAGUGGUUAUGUUACUUUUGGACACAAUUUUUAAUCAACAGAAUUGUGUGUGGCAACUUCAUGGAUCUAAAUUCACACAUACACAUAUAUAGCAGGUUUCUGUACUGUUUCCAUUUGAAUAAUUUCACUCACAAGGUAUUGGUCACUCUGGAUUUGUGGUAGAUACACUUGCUCAAGGUACCACACAGUACACAUGCACUUCUGAACCCUGCAGUUAUAAUUGCUAAAGUAUACACAUAAGGAUGAAAGAUCCUCCCCCUGCUAUAUAGGCUUAUAUAACUAGUUUCCCAGAUUCUGUGGCAUAUAUAUUCCCUUCUGGUGGUCUGGAGCAACAAGAAAUGAAGUGUUUUGCUCGAGAACACACAAUGCAUUGCCCAGUCCUGGAAUUGUAACCUUAAUCUUACAAUCACGAGUGCAACACCCUAACCACUAAGCCACGUGUUUCCACACACACAUAUUUAUUAUGGUUAAUGGAAGCAGUAUUUGUUUAAAAUAGCAAUCUGUAUAUCACACGUAGUUAUAACAUUGAAAGCCUGCUAAACUGGUGUUUGUCUCAAAAGAGCAUCUCUUAUAGACGUGUAGUGUUAAAAAGCACAAAAAUAUAUCAGAAGCAGAUGAAAAUAGUCCAGCAGCAAUGGUGGCAUAGCUUAAUAUGUAUUUCUGCUGCUUUGAGCCUUGUAUCCACUACCAACCUUCUAAUAUGGAAAAAUUGUGACUGAAAAAUCACUGAUGUCACAAUUAGCCGGCCAGCUAAAUAAAAAUUUGUUCUUAGCAAUGGAAGCUUUAUUCUUUAAAAAUAGCAAUCUGUGUGUCAUACUUAAAGCAGAUAUAUGAUUUUUGUCUGCAUUUUUUUAACACUAUGUUUAUAAGAGCUACUUUCUUGUGACAGAAACUGCAGUUGGCAGGCUUUCCACGGUGUAUUUGCUUAAAGUAUGAUAUACGGAAUGAUAUAUGUGUGUGUGUGUGUGUUUGAUGACACAUGGUGUAGCGGUUAGAAUGUUACACUCACAACUGUGAGAUUGUGGUUUUGAUUCUCAGACCAGCAUGCAUUGUGUUCUUGAGCAAAACACUUCAUUUCACAAUACUUCAGUCCACUCAGCUGUAACUGGACAACCUUGCAAUGGAAUGGUGUUCCUCAGGCAGAAUGUUGCCCUACCCAGUGGGGUGGAAUCAUUUAAAAGCUGCAUCAAUGCAAAGCACAUUGUGACUAGCAGUGUAGAACAAAAUCAAAGUCUGGUCAAUACCUUGAUAUAUGGAUGGACAGCACAGGCACAAGCGUAUCUGUAUGGUUAAGAUGUUUGCUUCCCACCCAAAUAGUUUUAUGUUCAAUCCUACUGUGGGACACCUUGGGAAAGUGUCUUCUACUAUAGCUCCAGGCUGACCAAGGCCUUGAGUAGAUUUGGUACAUGAGAACUUACAGAAAGCCUGUCAUAUAUAUAUAUGUUUGUGUGUGUGUCUCCUUGUUUUAACAUCUUGUGAUUGUUGUGAACGAGUGUCAUUCAUUUCUGAUAAUUUGUGAAAACAUGUCUGGCCAUGAGGAAAUAUUACCUCCCUUGGAAACAGGUGAAGGUUCGUGACAGGAAGAGCGCCUGGCCAUAAGAAAAUCUGACUCAAAAAACACUGUUCAACCCAUUUAAGCAAAGAAAAGUGAAUGUUAAAAUAAAGAUGAUGUAUGUAGAUAUAAUCUGUGUAUGUGUGUGUAUUGUAUAUACACAGACACAUGAAGAUAAGGCAUACCUUCUAUUAUACCAUUCUCAUCUUGGGUGUGCCUUAAGUUGACUAUUCAGCUUCAGUUUGACUACUUAAUUACCAAAUGUUACUCGGACGGGGUCUUACCAGUUCUGUUACUGAGCUAAUAGGACCAGUUAUGUUUUCUAAGGCUAAUUGUUCCUAUGACACAUUUGGAGGUAUUAAAUUUCAUUUAUUAUAGAUUGGCCCAAGUUUUAAUAACUUUUAUUCAGAAUUGACAAGACAUGUAUGUGCACACAUACAAAAUUUUUUAAAAAAAGAACAAAGAAACAUAUUUCUAUUUUUGGUCAAAUUCUAUUCUUGAAGGAAAGAAAAUUUAAUUAUUGAAGCUUAACUUUUGCAUUAAUUUUAUAAUUUUAAAUGGAAAAAUAAAUUUGUAUUUUCUAA